AUGCCACAAGCAGCUCUGCCCAGGAGGGCCGACCCCACUGAGCUGAAAGCCAUUUUUGAAAAGUACGCCAGCGUCAGGAAGAAUGGCGAGUCGCCAGAGGACUUUGUGGGCCGGUUCCUCCGUACGGCCGGAGUGUUGGAUCAGAAGAAAGAUGGGUUGAUCUGCUUCCAGGAGUUUGUCGCGUUCGAGUCGGUGCUUUGUGCCCCGGACUCCCUCUUCAUGGCGGCCUUCCUUCUGUUUGAUAAGGCAGGCAGUGGAAGGACCACCUUUGAGGAUGUGAAACAUGUCUUCAGCCAGACCACCUUCCACCAGCACAUCCCCUUCAACUGGGACUGUGAGUUCAUACGGCUGCACUUUGGCACCCGGAGGGACAGGCAGCUCAUCUACGCAGAGUUCACCCGCUUUCUCCUGGUAGGAUUCAUGUCACGGGCCCUUCUCCACCGAUCUGCCGACAUGAAAUCACCCUUCUUUGCUUUUCCUUGUUGUUGUCCCCGUCUUGUGUGUAAGACAGAGGAAGUGACGAGGCACCGGUUUGUUUACGGCCGCUCUGCAGACUUGUGGUUGCAGGUACCGAUAAUGGCCGCUAAUUCCAAAGGCCCCUGCGGGACGCGUCCUCACCACAGCCUGCUCUUGUCCCCGCGGACCUCUGAGUGUGUGCGCGAGAAGAGAGAAAAAGCCUCGACCCCCCCCAGCUGGAACACGCGUGGAAAGGCUUUCAUCCAGCGGGACCGAGCCCACAGCGGCUCCAUCUCGGCACUGGACUUCAGGGACAUCAUGGUCACCGUCCGGCCGCACAUGCUCACAUCCUUCGUGGAGGAAUGCCUCGUGGCGGUCGCGGGGGGCAGCACAUCUCACCAGGUCAGCUUUUCAUUCUUCAACGGCUUCAACUCACUUCUCAACAACAUGGAGCUGAUGAGAGAGACCUACGGCGCUCUGGCCGGCCACCGGCGAGAUGUGGAAGUCACUAAAGAGGAGUUCAUCGCGGCUCAGAGGUUUGGUCAGGUGACACCUAUGGAGGUCAACAUCCUCUUUCAACUGGCUGACCUGUCAGAGCCCCGCGGAUGUGUUGGUUUAGUGGACAUUGAGCAGAUCGCUCCGCUGGAGGAAGGCGCCCUUCCCUACAACUUGGCUGCGGUCCAGAGACAGCAGUUGGGCAUCGGCGUCCCCCGCCCCGUCCUGGUCCAGGUGGCGGAGUCGGCCUACAGGUUCGCCCUUGGCUCAGUGGCAGGGGCGGUGGGUGCCACAGCAGUGUACCCCAUUGAUCUGGUGAAGACGCGCAUGCAGAAGCAGAGGACCAGUGGCUCCCUGGUGGGAGAGCUCAUGUACAAAAACAGCUUUGAUUGCUUCAAGAAAGUGGUGCGCUACGAGAGCGCCUUUACCGAGUAUGCAGGUCUCGUACCACAGCUACUGGGUGUGGCGCCCGAGAAAGCCAUAAAGCUCACAGUGAAUGACUUUGUGAGAGGAAGACAGAGGGACGGAAACGUCCCGUUGGCAGCUGAGAUCAUGGCCGGUGGAUGUGUUGGUGGCUCCCAGGUGAUCUUCACCAACCCGCUGGAGAUUGUAAAGAUCCGUCUGCAGGUGGCAGGAGAGGUCACAGCGGGGCCGAGGGUCAGUGCCCUGUCCGUCAUCAGGGACCUCGGCUGCUUUGGGCUCUACAAGGUGGGAAACAUGGUUUGGGUCUGCAGCAUGGUUUUUAUGUAUUACGCACAUCUGUGCACUCACGCCUUGGUUCCAAACAGGGCCUGUUUUCUGAGGGACGUCCCCUUCUCAGCCAUCUGCUUUCCCUGCUACGCCCACCUGAAGGCUCACCUCAGUGAGGACGACGGAGGCAUAGGACCGGCCCAGAUGCUGUUGGCUGGAGCACUGGCAGCUCGUGUGUUCAGAUCCUCGCCUCAGUUUGGAGUGACCUUGGUGACCUAUGAACUCCUGCAGCGGAGGACGGUGAGUCCCGCGCUCCUCACGAGACGAGCCUUUUCUAUGUCGUCACUGUCACCACUGGAUUCUCAACCAACACUUUCCCUAAUCUACCAGUGUUACGAUUUAAUAACUGUGAUAAAACUCUUGUCUGUGCACGCUCACUCUCUCACGCUGCGUUUGUUGUUUCCCCCCCCUUUUAACUCUCACCACUCCUCACCUUUCCCGCCAUCUUCCUCCAUUAUUCAACGCUCUCUCUCUCGCGGUGCCUCUCCCCCACCCCCCCCAGCCUCGCCCUCUCUCCCCCUCUCCCCACACCACAGAAAGCCGGCUGGCUCAGAGCCCACCCCGAAGUCUCGGAUCAGCCUGCCGGCGCCCAACCCCGACCACAUCGGGGGCUUCAGGUUGGCCGUGGCCACGUUUGCUGGCAUUGAGCGCCGGUUCGGUCUCCAUCUCCCACGCUGCUCGGUGGCGACGGCGGCAGAGGCCCCCGAUGAGAGAGCCCCCCUCAACCUCCGUGGUUAAAGGGAGAAAGGGGGGUGGUGGGGUAUAUGAGCAAGAUGGGGCUUGUAUGAUAAGUUGGUACAUGUAACCAUACGGACUAGUGAGCUGAUUCCAGAGGGCGCUUUGUGGCACUCGGACUGUAAACGUUUCUCUCUGACGCCGUAUAGAGCUGUAUUAUAACGUGGGUAUGUCUUUCAUACGGUGAAGUUUAAACACGCCCGAGCUGCUUGCUUUUCUUGGAAUAUAUUAUCAAACACUACAUACAGUUACAGCUUUUGUGUGAUGUGUACAUAUGAGAAAUCCAGGGAUGAAUAUUUUAAUAUCCAUAGACAUUUUUGUUAAUAGUGCUCAUUUGAUCAUAUUCCUCCACAGAUAUGAGCAAAGAUGACUUGAAUGUACACAACGCUCCCUGUGAGAUGUUUGGUUUCACCGCUAAAUGUAUGCAGAUGUUUAAAUCUCAGACAGCUGGCAUCCACUGCCGUUCUGAGUUGUGUCACGACUAAGUAUUAGAAAUGUGUACAGUACAGAGCAUGUAGGAGUUACACGC
Molecule: messenger RNA, 2965 nt
Organism: Gasterosteus aculeatus aculeatus (three-spined stickleback)
Lineage: Eukaryota; Metazoa; Chordata; Actinopteri; Perciformes; Gasterosteidae
Source: RefSeq, a predicted model, not a curated record